Molecule: messenger RNA, 1551 nt
Organism: Trematosphaeria pertusa
Lineage: Eukaryota; Fungi; Ascomycota; Dothideomycetes; Pleosporales; Trematosphaeriaceae
Product: glycosyltransferase family 15 protein
Exons: 4
Coding region: 87-1289 (400 amino acids)
Biological process (GO): protein O-linked glycosylation; protein N-linked glycosylation; cell wall mannoprotein biosynthetic process
Cellular component (GO): membrane; Golgi apparatus
Molecular function (GO): alpha-1,2-mannosyltransferase activity
Source: RefSeq, a predicted model, not a curated record
CAACGGCGUAAGACGACGGCAAUGCUGGUAGGAAGUGCAAGGGACGCUGUCCCUUACGCUUCUUUCUCACCCCCACCGGCGACACCAUGGCUCUCCCGAAAGGCAUGCGGGUUCUCGCCGCGCUCACCAUGUGCAUAUUCUUCUACCUGUUUCUGCAGAUUCUCCGCGCGCCGGCGGGCGAGAUGCAGAUGCCAGAGAAGGUGCCGGGCUCGACGCUGCAGGAGUGGGAUCACGACCCGCAGCUGGAUUCAUCCGGCGAACCCCCGGAGCCUCUCCGCCGUGUCGAAGGCGACAAUUACGAACCGAACAACCCGAACAGCGCACGCAUAAAUGCCACAAUACUCAGUCUGGUGCGGAAUGAGGAGAUAGAAGACAUGCUGCAGAGUAUGCGCGAUCUUGAACGGACGUGGAAUCACAAGUUCAAUUACCCGUGGACCUUCUUCAACGACAAGCCGUUCACAGAAGAGUUCAAGGAGAAGACGAGCGCAGCCACCAAAGCUGAGACGCGGUACUACCUCGUCCCCGCCGAACACUGGGACAUCCCCUCUUGGAUAAACAUGGACCUCUACCACGAAUCCGUCUCCCUCCUCGUCGAGCAAAAAGUGCAAUACAUGGAAAAAGUAUCCUACCACCAAAUGUGCCGCUGGAACAGCGGCAUGUUCAGCCAGCACCCAGCCCUCGAGCACAUCCAAUACUACUGGCGUGUCGAGCCCAAGGUGCACUUCUUCUGCGACAUCGACUACGACGUCUUCCGCUGGAUGCAGGAGCACAACAAGACGUACGGGUUUAAUAUCAACAUAUAUGAUAGUCCCGAGAGUGUGGCAAUGCUGUGGCCCGAGACGCUCAAAUUUCUGGAGGACCAUAAGGAGUAUGUGCAUGAGAAUAAUGCGCGGGAGUGGUUGGAGGAUGGGAGCAGGAGGCCGGAUAAUAAACGCAUCGCACACGGCUAUUCAACGUGCCAUUUCUGGUCGAAUUUCGAAAUCGGCGAUCUAAACUUCUGGAGGAGUAAACAGUACCGCGAUUACUUUGACCAUCUAGACCGCGCGGGAGGUUUCUUUUACGAGCGCUGGGGCGAUGCGCCGGUGCACAGCGUAGCCUUGGCGUUGUUCGAGGACAAGUCCAAGAUACACUGGUUCCGCGACAUCGGCUACCAACACAUCCCCUUCUUCAACUGCCCCAACAACCCCAAAUGCUCGGGCUGCGUAACUGGCCGCUUCACCGACGGCGAAAAAUGGCUAAACCGCGAGGACUGUCGCCCACUAUGGUUUAAAUACGUGGGCAUGGACUAGCUCUCUUCCCCCCUCGGAGUGCUUCGUCGUUUAGCGCCUGACCGCUCCAGAGCUAGGUGGAUGGAUGUAUAAAUACGAUGCUGCUGUAUAGAGUUUUCAUAGCCGGCUAGGGGCAGGGAAUUUGCAUUGGGACAUGAUGGAAUUUGUUAGCAUGGCGUUAUGACGCCAUAUGACUUGCUUAGGCGGGCUCGUUUGAGCACUCUAGGCUUUAUGUAUCAUAGUUCGGAUGAAAUGAUGAGAAUGAUACCCGAUACAUACUGCC